AUGGUACUUCUCAGUACCACUUCCAAAUCAAGAGGCUUACCCAACUCACAUCCGAAUUUGCUUCCGGAUCCACACAAACACACAUCCGCAGACCCCGUCAAGACCCCCGACAUCCAAAAUGACCAAGCGCACGAGAAAAGUUGGCGUUACUGGAAAGUACGGAACGGCAAGUUUCGGCGUUAUGGUGCUUCCCUGCGUAAGCAAGUGAAGAAGAUGGAGGUCACUCAACACGCUCGCUACACCUGCACUUUCUGCGGAAAGGACUCGGUCAAGCGCACCGCUGUUGGUAUCUGGAACUGCCGCUCGUGCAAGAAGGUGAUUGCUGGCGGUGCAUGGACUGUUUCGACCACUGCUGCGGCGACUGUCCGAAGUACCAUUCGUCGUCUGCGCGAGCUUACUGAGGCAUAA
This is a messenger RNA of Rhizoctonia solani, 408 nucleotides long. RefSeq names its product ribosomal L37ae protein family. Gene Ontology annotation, cellular component: ribosome. Gene Ontology annotation, molecular function: structural constituent of ribosome. The coding region runs from base 1 to 408 and encodes 135 amino acids. NCBI's taxonomy places the organism in Eukaryota, Fungi, Basidiomycota, Agaricomycetes, Cantharellales, Ceratobasidiaceae. Gene Ontology annotation, biological process: translation. The transcript has 6 exons. The record is from RefSeq and is a predicted model, not a curated record.